AAAUAAGCCUGGUGACCCCUCAGUUCCCGUGGAGCUCUAUAUCCAUAGGAUCUUGUGUUCUCCAUUAUGUUGAUGGGUUGUUAGGCUGUGGAAGGCUCUGCUGAGGGAGGCAGUGAUGAAUGGUGUGAAGGUACCAGCCCUGGUGCGUCUCUCCAAGCAGCUGCAAAGCCUUCGAGCUGUGCCAGCACGGCCGUGCAGCCUGGCUGCCUGCUCCCAGAAAAAAGCCAGGAAUGCUGCCUUGCAUCCGCUGUGGCAGAGCCCGCUGACAAUUCCUGGAGGCACCCGGCAGUCUCCCAUCAACAUCCAGUGGAGGGACAGUGUUUAUGAUCCCUUCCUGAAGCCUCUGAAAAUCAGCUAUGACCCAACCACCUGUCUUCACAUCUGGAACAAUGGCUACUCCUUCCUGGUGGAGUUUGAUGAUUCUACUGACAGAUCAAUCAUCAUUGGAGGGCCCUUGGAAAACCAGUACAGGCUAAAGCAGUUCCACUUCCACUGGGGAGCUAUAAACGACUGGGGCUCAGAGCACACUGUUGACAGUAAAUUUUACCCAGCAGAGCUGCAUUUGGUGCACUGGAAUGCUGUGGAGUACCCGAGUUUUGAGGAUGCUGUGAUGGAAGGGAAUGGCUUGGCUGUUAUUGGAGUGUUCUUAAAGCUGGGAGCACGGCACGAAGGGCUGCAGACCCUGGUGGAUGCCCUGCCAGCAGUCAGACACAAGGACACUGUGAUCGAGUUUGAUGUCUUUGAUCCCUCCUGUUUGAUCCCUUCCUGCCCUGAUUACUGGACCUAUGCCGGCUCUUUGACCACUCCCCCCCUCACUGAAUCAGUCACGUGGAUCAUUAAGAAGAAGCCAAUAGAGGUGGAUGAAGACCAGAGAUUUAUGACUGCUUCAGCCCAGGAUCUGGGGAGGAAUCCUGGCAUUAACAGCCACUAAUACUGAAAGACCUAAGACCUCUCCAAGAUGUUUUUGCAGCUUUAUUGAGCUUUUCUGACUAUUCUCAAGAGUUUUAUCUUCACCUGUGAUACACAAUUCUGAAACCUGCCCCUUGCAAACUUGGGAGGUUUUAGGAAUUUACUGGAAUGCUGUGUAAAUUUGCUCUCCUUAGCGUGAUGCAGCCUUUUUUGUGGAGGGAAGGGAAAAAGAGAAGAUUUUGUGAAAUGGAGAUUGUUAACAGAGAACUGCAGGCAUAGUGUGGCAUUCUUUUAAAUUGAAAUUUUUCUCAGUUUUUCUUUUUUUCUUGGCUGUUUACUCUCCUUUUUUCAUGGCAUAGCAGUGACUUACCAUUGGCAUGGCCUUGUGAGCACUAAAAGCUGAUCUGCUGCAUACUUUAUUUUAAUCCCAGUGAGAGAACAACUCUGGGGAUUGGUGCUUUUUGGGGUUCCCUCUUCUCUGGGUGCCAGCGAGGGUGUAAACAGAGGUUGGAUGAAGUAUUUGAAUGGAAAUGGCUCUCAGGUGUGCCACAUUUGGGGUUUAAUUUCCCUAAGGAUGGCAGAUGACUGAUAAUUCUCCCAUGCUGGUGUGGAUAAUGGGAUAGUCUUUACCAGCAGGUGCCAAAGGUGUUGGUGCUAAAA
This is a messenger RNA of Corvus hawaiiensis (hawaiian crow), 1569 nucleotides long. It is a transcript of the gene CA5A, whose product is annotated as carbonic anhydrase 5A. Gene Ontology annotation, molecular function: zinc ion binding; carbonate dehydratase activity. The transcript is spliced from 7 exons. The record is from RefSeq and is a predicted model, not a curated record. Gene Ontology annotation, cellular component: cytoplasm; mitochondrion. The coding region runs from base 116 to 931 and encodes 271 amino acids. NCBI's taxonomy places the organism in Eukaryota, Metazoa, Chordata, Aves, Passeriformes, Corvidae.